CACACAAGGUGAUGAAGAGUAGUUCUAGCAGUUCCUCAGAAAGCUACAGAUGGAAAACUGCCAAGCCCACAUCGUCAUCUUCCGAAAGCGAUCCCAUUAAGAUGGAGGGGGAAAUACUUCUAACGUUGAAAAAGAAGCAGCCACAUCGCGCUAGAAAGUACUAUGCAAUAAUGACUAAGGGAUAUCUGCAACUGUUCACGAAUAAAGAAAAUCCUGCCUAUAGAUAUCAAAUCGACCUCUCGAAGGUGGUGCUGAAGGAUGAAGGCAAAUCCAUAACCAUCAAUUUUAGGGUUGAGUCACAUAUCUUUGUCCCAGUGGACGAAAAUAGCUUUGAAAAGUGGAGAGACUGCAUCUUCAAGCACCAACUUUACCGCAAGUCACGUACAAUGUAA
Cylicocyclus nassatus is the source of this 392-nucleotide messenger RNA. The record is from the annotation of a GenBank genome assembly. NCBI's taxonomy places the organism in Eukaryota, Metazoa, Nematoda, Chromadorea, Rhabditida, Strongylidae.